CAUACACCAACAGCUCGCUCGAUUCUCGGGUGGGGUUUCGUUCUUGCCUCUACUGUCAUCUGCAGAACCGCAGUGGUGCGCCGACGAUUUGCACUGCUAUUCAUGUUCCGGGGCAGUCAUCUGCUGUAUUCGUUCUCCAGGUUCCGGGGUUUAUUGUCAAUCUCGGCGACCGGGCCAGUAAGCAGGUGUCUCGGGCAGAGCAUCCACCCUCUCUGUCCGAACGGACCACGGACGCAUUAGGUUACACGCGAACAUCACAACAGACAGUCGAUAAUAUCAGGACUGAGGACUCCAGAGAUGUGUGGACACUAAGCCUCAUCUCUCCAUGGCUUACCGGAAGAGGCCUGGACCCCAGGGCGUCGCCGUGGCGACUGAGCCCCCGUCUCCCCCUCGCCCCUGCUCCGCCCCCUACUCUUCAGAAGACCUCCCCCCCGAAGAGGCCCUGAGGGACCCCGAGGACCCCGACCCGGAAGAGGAAGUGUCCCCCCCACCACAGCACCCAGACUAUCCCGACCCCCAGGAGCCAGAGCUCCCUGACAGCCGGCCAGAGACCCCCGUCACCCCUGACCACACUCACGAGCACAGCGGUGGCGGCCACUGCCAUGGUCACCACCACCACCACCACCAUCACAGUGGCGGUUGCCAUGGUCACGCACACGGUCACGUGGACAGCCUGGACGACUCCAGCUCGGACUACGUGAACAACACAUCCGACGAGGAUGAGGAAGAGGAGGAGGAAGAGGAGGACUACGACGAGGGCCUCCCCGAGGAAGAUGAAGGGGUGACCUACUACAUCCGUUACUGCCCCGAGGACGACAGCUACCUGGAGGGCCCCGCGGACUACCACGGUGCCCCUGAGCCACCUCCGCUCCCGCCUUCCCCUCCGGCCGACACGGACGAGUGCCAGGAGGCGGUGGAGGAGUGGGGGGACGAGGUGGGGAGCGUUCUCCGCUGCGAGGUUCUCGAGCAGGACGCCGACGACCAGCAGUUGUACGACGGGCGACCUGAGCCCGUGCUGGACCACCUGCGCCCUCAGCAGCCCCCGGCCACACACAGCACCCACAGCACCGACCUGGUGGAGGACACUGGUACUGCGGCACAGGGGCAGGAGGGUGAGAAGGUGGGGGAGGAGUACCUGCCCAAUGACGAGGAGGGGGUGGAGGAUGAAGAGGAGGAUGAGGAGGAAGAGGAUGAGGAUGGCCGAGUGAGAGGGGACGGACGAGGUUACGCUGGCGAAUACUACGGUGGCCCGGAGGACAAUGGGAACUCGGUGUGUGCGUCUCAGUAUCGGGGGUCAGUGGGGGCGAACGAGGGCGCGGUGGUGGUGGGGUCGGGCGGAGAGGAGACCGAGGAGGACAUCGACCAAAUCGUGGCGGAGAUCAAGAUGAGCAUGAGCAUGGGCAGCCUGAGUAGCGCCAGCGGCAGUGCCAGCGCCACUGACCAGAGCCCAGACGAGCUGGCACUGGACCCUGCGCCCGCCUCCGUGCCCAACAGCACCUCCUACCCACCCGAGGCCCGCGCCAAGCCCCAGGGCACCGGCCCCCACCCCUCAGCCCCACAUCGCCACGACGGCCGGCCCAAGUCCCUCAACAUUCCCCCGGCCCGACACAACCCGGACGGGCAGAGGGGCUUCAAGGUGCAGCCGCGCAGUCCGGACGAGAGGCAGAGAUGGGCACAAGAGCAGGUGACCAAUAAUGCGGAACAGCCCAGGAAACAGCAGCGUUCCGACCUCAACGUUCCGCUGGAGAACAACAACGUUCCAGAGCCAACAAAGAAGACAACCGCCUUCCCCAGCUUUGUGGAUGUGCCAGGCCCGUGUGAGCCAGAGGACCUGAUUGAUGGGAUCAUCUUCGCCGCUAACUACCUGGGCUCUACGCAGCUGCUGUCAGAGCGGAACCCGUCUAAGAACAUCCGCAUGAUGCAGGCCCAAGAGGCCGUCAGUCGCGUCAAGAGGGUACAGAAGGCUGCCAAAAUCAAGAAAAAGGCGAGCCCGGAAGGUGAUGCCCAGACUCUGACUGAGGUUGAUCUCUUCAUUUCAACCCAGAGGAUCAAAGUCCUCAAUGCAGACACACAGGAGACCAUGAUGGACAACGCGCUGCGGACGAUCUCGUACAUUGCGGACAUUGGGAACAUCGUGGUGCUGAUGGCGCGUCGGCGCAUGCCCCGCACGGCUUCGCAGGACUGCAUCGAGACCACACCCGGCGCACCCGAGGCCAAGAAACAGUACAAAAUGAUCUGCCACGUGUUCGAGUCAGAGGAUGCCCAGCUCAUAGCCCAGUCCAUUGGUCAGGCGUUCAGCGUGGCCUAUCAGGAGUUCCUGAGGGCCAACGGCAUCAACCCCGAGGACCUGAGCCAGAAGGAGUACAGCGACAUCAUCAACACGCAGGAGAUGUACAAUGACGACCUCAUCCACUUCUCCAACUCCGACAACUGCAAAGAGCUGCAGCUGGAGAAGCAGAAGGGUGAGAUCCUGGGCAUCGUGAUCGUGGAGUCAGGCUGGGGCUCCAUCCUGCCCACGGUGAUCCUGGCCAACAUGAUGAACGGCGGCCCGGCCGCGCGCUCUGGCAAGCUCAGCAUCGGGGACCAGAUCAUGUCCAUCAACAACACCAGCCUGGUGGGCCUGCCACUCGCCACCUGCCAGGGCAUCAUCAAGGGCCUGAAAAACCAGGUUCAGGUGAAGAUGAACAUCGUGAGCUGCCCCCCUGUCACCACUGUACUCAUCAAGAGACCUGACCUCAAGUACCAGCUGGGCUUCAGUGUGCAGAAUGGCAUAAUCUGCAGCCUGAUGCGUGGGGGCAUCGCUGAGCGAGGUGGGGUCCGCGUGGGCCAUCGCAUCAUCGAGAUUAAUGGGCAGAGUGUGGUGGCGACGGCCCACGAGAAGAUCGUCCAGGCGCUCUCCAACUCCGUGGGCGAGAUCCACAUGAAGACCAUGCCAGCAGCUAUGUUCCGUCUCCUGACUGGUCAGGAGACUCCCAUGUACAUAUGAACCACCACAGCGACCCAGAGUGGGGGGGUGAGGACAACAUGCCGCAGGCCGCGGGCAUUUAACAGAGCCAUCAGUACCCAGACAUCAGCAGAGACGAUUUCGCAGAGCUGCCAACUCUCACACAUUGAGAGUGAGAUUCAUUCAUUUCAUUGGCUCCACACGCUCUUAGACCAAUCGAAUGCGUGAGGGUUGGCAGCUCUGCCGAUUGACACACUCCUCGCUCCCAUUCCUCCAUCCCUCUCUCUCUCUUCAUCCCUCUCUCUCUCUUUAGUCGUUCUUCAUCCCCCAAUCACCAGUCGCUGUUUUGUCUACUCCUCCAGUCUUCCCAUCCCUUCUGUCCGUCAUGUGACCGGUUCACCCCGCUUCCUGUCCUUCUUGUGGCUUCAGACAGCUCAGCUCAGCUUCACAGGGUUCAGAGGUGGUCCCCUGAUAUAAUGCCAAUGUUAUUUAUUAGUUCUGUUGUUGUUUGUGGAUUGUCAUGUUUUAUCAGGAGGGAAGGUAGUAAGAGACAUCACAAAUUAUUUUUAUAUGCUUAUAAAUAUUUACUUGUAAAUCCUUACUGCAUCUUACAUCCAGUCAUACCUUAGCUCUGCUUUGUUU
Molecule: messenger RNA, 3586 nt
Organism: Alosa sapidissima (American shad)
Lineage: Eukaryota; Metazoa; Chordata; Actinopteri; Clupeiformes; Clupeidae
Gene: apba2b
Product: amyloid beta (A4) precursor protein-binding, family A, member 2b
Exons: 14
Coding region: 326-2986 (886 amino acids)
Biological process (GO): chemical synaptic transmission
Cellular component (GO): plasma membrane; cytoplasm; dendritic spine
Molecular function (GO): amyloid-beta binding; protein binding
Source: RefSeq, a predicted model, not a curated record